Molecule: messenger RNA, 1617 nt
Organism: Colletotrichum graminicola M1.001
Lineage: Eukaryota; Fungi; Ascomycota; Sordariomycetes; Glomerellales; Glomerellaceae
Product: major facilitator superfamily transporter
Exons: 7
Coding region: 1-1617 (538 amino acids)
Biological process (GO): transmembrane transport
Cellular component (GO): membrane
Molecular function (GO): transmembrane transporter activity
Source: RefSeq, a predicted model, not a curated record
AUGGCCGUAGAUGCAGACGAACGGACGCCCCUCCUCAAGGUCGGUGCCGGCGCCGUGAAGCGGGUCGGCCGCGGCCUGUGGUCUCCCGCGAACCGCAUCCUCUUCGCCGGGUUCCUCGUGUCCCUAACUCUGGGCAUCACCCAAGUCCCCAUCAUCUACGUCUUCCGCGUCAUGGCCUGCGAGACCUUCUACAACGGCCGCGCGCCCUUCGACGGCCCCGCCGCCGACAUGUGCCACCGCCGCGAGAUUGACGCCAACACGGCCCGCCAGGUGUCGAUCCUCGGCAUGACCACCUCCGUCUGCGGCAUCCUUAACCUCUUCAUCUGUGGCGACCUCAUCAAGCGCUGGGGCACCCGCUGGGCCCUCAUCAGCCAGACGGGCUUGCUCUGCAUCCGCGUCUCGUGCCAGAUCAUCGCCGUCUCCACCGGCGGCCAGAGGGGCAUCGACUUGAUGCAGUACACGCAGCUGAUCGGCAUCGUCGGAGGACCGCGGGGAUACAUGCUUGUGCUAAACACCGCCGUGGCGGAGGUCGUCGAGAGAAGAAAACAUACGGGCGUCUUUGGCCGGCUGCAGGGCGCUGUGAUGAUUGGUACCGCCAUUGGCUACCUCCUCGGUGGUGUUCUGGGCGAUGUGUUCGGCAUCGUCAGUCCCUUUGUCACCGCCGUCGGCUGCUUCGCUGUUGCGACGACUUACGGCGCCAUCUUCUGGCCGGCGCCGCCCGAGCAGAACGACGAAUCAGCGACCAAGACCACCCCUGGGGCCUCCGGGUUCCUGGCCCCGAUCAAGGUUCUCAUGCCUCAGAAGUACCGCCUCGAGUCAGGCAAGGUUGUCAGAAACUACGGGCUUGUCUUCCUGGCUCUCGGCAUCUUUUUCGGUGUGUUCGCCACGGGAUAUGCUCCGAUUCUCAUCCAGAUGUACGCGACUUCCCGCUUCAACUUUGGCACCACGGAGAACGGCAUCCUCAUGUCAGGCAACUCGUGGAUCCGCGGCAUCUUCCUCAUGUUCAUCUUUCCGGAAAUCAUCGACGCCGGCCGGAGGUGGUUCGCCGCCUCGUCUCACUCCGGGGCUCUCCAGAAGACGCUCACCCAGGAAGAGCGCAACCUCAUCCCGACCCAUCCCGAGGACAUGGACCCGGUGCCCGGCUUGAUGAACGCCGCAGAGCCGACCAAGGCGCCGCCCGAAGAGGAGGACGAGGACAGCACCUUUGACUUGUUCUUCCUGCGGUGGAGUCUGGUGGUUGAUGGAAUCGUCACUUCCCUCGCCGCGUGGGCGACCAAGGGGUGGCACGUCUAUGCUGCUGCCUUUCUGCUACCAUUCGCGUCCGGAUCAGCCCCGGCCGCCAAGGGUGUCAUCACAGAGAUGUGCCCGCCACACAUGCGUCAAGACGCUUUGAGCGCCAUCACCCUCGUCGAGAGUGCAGCCACUCUGACGACGCAGGGUAUAUUUGGCUUGGUGUUUGCCACGUUAUCGGAAAUGGGCAAGCCCAACCUGACAUUCUUCGUCAACGCGGCCCUCGCCGUCGUCGCCGUUGGCGUUCUGCUCCUGGCGCAUUACCCCCCUCCCAAUGCCAAGAGGCUUGAGGACGAAGAGGCUGAAGACAACAGUGUCCAGGGCUAG